ACCGUAAAAGAAAAAAAACAGAAUUUAUUUCUUCAUUUUUAAUUCAAAUUUUCCUUCCAUUUAUUUUUACUGUUUAUUUUAUGCUGUCCUUUGGUACUAUGUUUUUUUCUGUAUUUUAACUCCAUCAUAUUUUUUAACACUCUCCCAUUCCUAUUCCCUGACUCCUGGUAGAAUCUGACAUCCACUUCGACUUGUAUUUCCAUCCUUCUUUAGGAUAACCCAUUCUCUCUCCAUUUUCCUCCCCCCCUCUCUCUCUCUCUAUUUUCCUUCCUCUCUUUCUUUAUUCUCCUCCCUCCCCACUCUCAAUUUUCUUCCAUAUCUUUCACUCUAUUUCCCUCUCUUUCCUCUCACUCUCCGUCACCUCUGCCCCUCUAACAAACAUCCUACCCUGUCUAAAUUUUCCCCCCCUUCCUCCUUCUUUCCUCUCAUCCCGUACACAUAUUCUCUAUUACUUUUUUUUCAAGCAUCUCCCCAUUCAUAUACCCUUACCUAAAUAUUUCUUCCCCUCUCUUUCAUUUCCAUCUUUCUCUCUAACUCACCCUCAUAUUCCCUCCACCUUUCUCAGUCAACUUAACAAAACAGUCUCACACACACUUUCCUUACUAUAGCCGCCGCCGCCUCCACCACCACAACCACCAUCACCACCACACUACUACUACUAUUACUACAUCUGCUGCUACUGAUGACCAGGGAGUCUACUCCUUCGCAAACAAUGUCCGAGUCGGUCAGUAAACUUCACCGAUCCAAGUUCAAGCGCGGGCCUCGCGGGACAGCUGGACGUACACUUCCUUGAUGCCACUUUCCAUGCUGCUCCUAUGUUGAGACUUCAAAGUCCAAUGUAAUUCGAAUUCGAAGAAUCCCUGGAGUUGCCAGAAAUACAUCUAUCCUUUCCCACCAUCCUCUACACUUAUGAGUAUGUGGCACGUUGAAUAAAUUUUGAUUUUAAGGCUGGUCUUCUGUUCAUGGGCCGCUGAGAACAUUGUUAGUCUUGUGACGUCUGUGAAACUACAUUCAAUUCAGACAUACAUAGAACAGACAAGAAAAAAACAAAAACAGCAACGACAACAUUGACAACAACAUUAACAACAACAACAAUACUCAAUGUUCUUCUCAUUUCCACAUUUGAUUGAUUUUUAAACUUGGAUAAACUGAUUCCUUAUCGCACAAGUACCAAUCCAUUGCCAAGAUGUAUCCUUUUCAACCAAUGUUUCCGAUGACCAAUCAACCACCGCUGUACAGUGGGCAGCCAGUUUAUCCAAGCAGUUAUCCAAAAUGUCCAGAAAAGACAAUGCCACUUGCUGAAAAGACUUACAGUUCAGGUGAGAUGGGCAGGAAAGAUGUUCCUACCACUCUAGGAUCACCUUCAGCAAUGGACGAAGCUGGCAGAGAGUCCCUUCCACCCCAUCACUCUCCCUCUCAUAUGUAUGACAAUAAGCAACCGCAACAUCAGCCACUGGAAAAAGAUUUCCAGUGUAGUUUCUGUAAAAAAGGAUUCUCAAAUCAGUUUUUUCUAAAGAACCAUGAACUCACUCACACAGGACUGAAGCCUUUUGAGUGCAGUUACUGUGGAAAAGCCUUCACACAGAAAAUCAACCUUAAAAAUCAUCUGCGAACUCACACUGGGGAGAAGCCAUUCCAGUGUACAGUUUGUAAUAAAUCUUUUAGUCAGCGUGGUAAUUUGAAGCUUCACCUUAGAACGCACACUGGGGAGAAACCCUUUGCCUGUGAUGUCUGUGGGAAAGCCUUUUCCCAGAAGAUUAAUUUAAACGACCAUAAACGACUUCACACAGGAGAGCUCUACUAUUGUCAGUUCUGCAAGAAACCGUUUUGUAACCAGUUUUUUCUAAAGAUACACGAACGUACACAUACAGGGGAACUGUAUAAAUGCACAUUCUGUACAAAAUCUUUCACUUUACAGAUAAAUUUGAAAAAUCACUUAAGGACACACACAGGGGAGAAACCAUUCCAAUGUAAUGUCUGUAAUAAAGCAUUUAGUCAGAGAGGAAACUUAAAACUUCAUUUGAGGACCCAUACAGGAGAGAAGCCAUUUGCGUGUGACAUAUGUGGAAAGGCCUUUUCUCAAAAGAUCAACUUGAAUGAUCAUAAGCGUAUACACACUGGAGAGUUAUUUUAUUGUAGCUACUGCAAGAAAUCGUUUUGUAACCAGUUUUUUUUGAAGAUCCAUGAGCGUACACACACUGGGGAAGUGUUUAAAUGUGAAUAUUGCAGCAAAACAUUUUCACAGAAAAUCAAUCUUAAAAAUCACGAACGAACACACACUGGUGACCGACCGUUUCAGUGCCAUGUUUGUUCAAAAGCUUUUAGCCAAAGAGGUAACUUAAAACUCCAUCUCCGAACGCAUACAGGUGAGAAACCCUUUGCCUGUGAUGUCUGUGGGAAAGCCUUUUCCCAGAAGAUUAAUUUAAACGACCACAAAAGACUUCACACAGGAGAGCUCUACUAUUGUCAGUUCUGCAAGAAACCGUUUUGUAACCAGUUUUUCCUCAAAAUCCACGAACGUAUCCACACCGGGGAGCUGUAUAAAUGUGAUUAUUGUCCCAAAGAAUUUACUCUUCAAAUAAAUUUGAAAAAUCACAUGAGAACACACACAGGGGAAAAGCCAUUUAAAUGUAACCUGUGUGACAAAGCUUUUAGCCAGAGAGGUAAUUUGAAGCUUCACCUUCGCACCCAUGCUGGAGAGAAACCAUACUGUUGUGACCUUUGUCCUAAGGUAUUCUCGCAGGCUGGUAACUUGAAAACUCAUCUUCGUACUCAUACUGGAGAGAAGCCAUUUAAGUGUGAAAGUUGUGGGAAAUCGUUCUCGCAAAAGGCAAACUUAAACAAUCAUAGGCGCACACGUACCGGUUGUGAACUCUUCACAAAGAAUCCACAACCCCCGGCAUCGCAAAUGCAUUCGCUGUCAUCUCCAAACUCUUCUUCAUCUUUGUUGAACAGUGGAAGCCGAAUGAGUCAUCAGUCCUCGAACCACACCCAAGAAAAGCCUCCGUCUGCAUUCAGCACAUGUGAGAGUGAAUCUCAUAUUGCCACUCACAAACGGCCUCGACCCGGCUGCGAACCUCCCCUCCCUCAACCGCCCCCUUCAAUGUUGAGUGGGAACAGCACGCCCACUCACUCCACACAUCCGCAGAACAAAAGCUCUUCCCCAUUUAAUACAUACAGCCCAGAAACACACAGCAACAAACAUCAUCAGCACAUACCAAAUUCUUCAUCACCACCAAUCUCAUCGUCUUCACAUAAAAACAGCAUGAAAGUCAAUCAGGGUGGUUCACCCCACCCCGGGCCCAUGUCAUUAGCACAUCACCGAGAUCCUCAUGUGCAAUCCACUCAGUUACAGACCCCUUCGAUCCCAGUCUCUCAUACAUCCACCCCAGCAUAUCUGCACGAAAUGCCACAGAGUUGGGAGAGCAACUAUCUGUGGUCUAGAGGGUACCCCAUGCCUCCUUUGCUUGGUUCUAGCUGGCCUAGCGUUCCUUCCGGCUAUUCCUGUGGGGUCAAGCAAGGUAAACAAACUUCUUGGAACAACAUCCAAGGCAUUCACGCACCUUCUAAGAGUAACUCCGACCACUACGGCAAUGACAAAUAACAAUUAAAUAAUUAAAAACUUAACCAAUCAAACAACCAAUAAUAUUUGGAACAUUCAUAGAUAUGAAUAACAACAGCAGCAGCAGCACAAACUGUUAAUAUUAGUAGUUGUAAUGAUAGUAAUAAUGAUAAUAAUAAUAAUAAUAAUAAUAAUAAUAAUCAUCAUAAUAAUAAUUAAAAACACCUUGAACCUUUUCUUUCCCUGUCUACUUAAUUAUGUUUCCUCAACUUUGAUUUUAUAACUCAACCCGUGUUUCGAAUUUCAUUUUAUCAAUGGUGUUAACACUUCCUUCAUUGGAAUUUCAUGAAAAUUUUGUCAAAGCAGUCUGUCCUACAAAGUGAGACAUUUCUUCCCCCCUACCCUGAAAAAGCAGAAUCUGUGCUGGCCAAAUUCUAAUAUUAGAAACUCACCCAAAAGUUUUGACGACUGUUAUGGCUCCUCUUGAUAAUUUAAAUUUUUAAAAAAAUUUCUUUUUUUUUUAAUGGAGAAGAGCUGCUGUGUUGUAAAAGCAUCUGAUUGAUUUUUAGCUCAGUGUCUCCUGCCUUGAUGCCUCUUACAGUAUAUAAGUAUAUGACAGACUCUGUUAUUGAAUACGUUUUAUGCAAACAUCACGGACUCCUCUUUCCAGCUUGAACAUUUCUUCAGAAAGAUACAGUAUUUGUAGCAAUUGCGAUUUAUGUUCUUGUUCUGUGUGUGUAUAUGUAUGUAUGUAUGUGCAUAUAUAUAUAUAUAUGUAUG
This is a messenger RNA of Octopus sinensis (East Asian common octopus), 4342 nucleotides long. Its product is annotated as zinc finger protein 271-like. The record is from RefSeq and is a predicted model, not a curated record. The transcript has 3 exons. Bases 1187 to 3604 code for a protein of 805 amino acids. NCBI's taxonomy places the organism in Eukaryota, Metazoa, Mollusca, Cephalopoda, Octopoda, Octopodidae.